Messenger RNA from Prunus armeniaca (apricot), 186 nucleotides. The record is from the annotation of a GenBank genome assembly. NCBI's taxonomy places the organism in Eukaryota, Viridiplantae, Streptophyta, Magnoliopsida, Rosales, Rosaceae.
AUGUCUUCUCCCAAGACUCAUGCUCAAGGUUCGUCCUCCUCAGUUCCUCCUGAUUACAUCACUGGGGCUGGGGUUGACAUCCAUGCCAUAGAGGUUAGAAGCAAACUCCACCCUUUUGCCAAGAAGAAUCUGGAUGAGAAUGUCCUUCACCUCUUCGAGAAUACUUUGGUCCUGGGACCUCACUAG